This is a messenger RNA of Patella vulgata (common limpet), 8491 nucleotides long. RefSeq lists its product as uncharacterized. The coding region runs from base 386 to 1123 and encodes 245 amino acids. The record is from RefSeq and is a predicted model, not a curated record. The transcript has 5 exons. Lineage: Eukaryota; Metazoa; Mollusca; Gastropoda; Patellidae.
ACAGCCAUGUUUGUCAACAAGUGCUUGAUCUUUUCUCCAAUUGUUUAAUCAUUUUGUUUUUGUGAAUUUUAACACUUUUUUCAUCAUAAUAAUGUAUCUGAGAUGGUCAAAACACUCAUGUGUUGUCCAUUUUAAUCUAAACCAGCAAUAGAUUUGAGAAAAUUGACACUUUCACCGAAGAUAUGGUCAGAUAGGUGUCACGGAAUUACAAAUUUGCACUUUUUUUUUUAUCCAUAGUCAAUAGUCAGAACUUCCGUCAUAUAAAUUUUUUCGCUUUACGCAAUUAAGCAUUCUUGAUGGAUACACCAUUUCAUGUUUACUGACUGCCAAAACAUAGUAAUUCCAAAUUUAAGGAAGUUGAUGUAAAUAGCUAUUAGAUGGAAAAAUGGUGUGUCAUAUUUGGUUUGACCUAGUAUUAAUUGUAGUGAUGUCGGAGGUGUUAAACACUAAAGCAACAAAUGAGAAUCAGAUUUGUCAUUUCUAUAAAUAUAAUGCAGACUGUUUAUAUAAAUUAGAUGGUGUAUCUAUGGUGAAUAUCAAGGCUUCUGUAAAUGAAUGUAAUGAUCCUAUUGAUGUCACAUUCUCUGUUUUGAGUGAUACACCACCAGUAGAUUGGACUCAUACAUUUUCUGAUGCUACUGAUACUCAGCUUAUAGCAGGUUUUGAUAAAGAGACACAGUUGGAAGUUCUCUUAUCGUUUGAUAAUGAUCAAAAUAUCCAAGUUACUGCUCAUUUUAUGGUUGAAAAUCAGCAAAAAGUCUCAAAUUUUAUUGAUGAAAAGGUGCAUUUGACAGCCCUAGAAGACUGUACAGGGAUUAACAAGGCUGGUCAGAUAGCUGUUGGUUGUUUAAUAGCUCUAUUAAUUAUAGCUGGUAUUCUCUUAGUUAUAUUAUUAUACUAUCGGCACAGGCGUAGAGUACAAGAACGGCAGAAUCAAGUUUUAGUGGAAAAUAUAGAAUCACCUUGUGAUCCAGACUGUAGCACUUGUCAACCAGCCACUGUACGAUUCAAUGCUCAAUCAGCAAAUCAAUCCUCCACCAAUCAGAAUUUAUCAUCAGGUCUUGUUACUUUAGUUUUAUCCAAUGGGCAUGCAGAAGGCAGCAGUAAUAGUCUGCCAGUUUAAAUGAGAUUAAAUCAAAAACAUAGAACUUGGAAUUUAUGUGUCUGUCUGUUUUUUUCAGUCACAGUUGUUGGUUUUUUUUAUUAGAAAGUUUAUGAUUUUUUUAAUUAAAUGCUGUAAUUAAUCACUAAAUAUAUUUGUUGAUUCAAUGUUUUAUUAUUAUAUUUCUAGUUUAAAUUCAUGGGCUUGUUAGAGAUAUUCAUGUGAAAUUUUAAAGAUCUGAUGUCAAAUUGUAAAAAAUUAAUGCUGAAUUGCAUUUACCACCUGGGCAGGUACAACAGACAAAUUCAAAGUUGUGGGCUUUUGAAUAUUUAAAUGAAAGUACUCAUGGUAUAUUUAACUUUGUAACAUGGAUGGGAAAUCUUCCUUAGUUCUUUUCGUUGAAUAAGCAGAUUGAUUUCCUUUUAGUAGAUUGGGUGGAGCUUAACCGUGCAAUAACUAGACAUGUUCAAUGUUAUUGCACACUUUUGCUGGUUUACACUAGUUUUAGUAGAAAUCAUAUAGAGAAGUGGGGUGGGUUUUCUGUGCAAUAACAACAAGCAUGUUGAGCAGGUGUCAAUGUUACAAGUAAUUUAGAGCAAGCCUCUCAUUCAUUAACAGGUUUAACCCCUCGGCCUACGGCCUCUGGUUAAACCUGUUAAACUCAUGAAAGCCGUGCUAUAAAUAUAACAUAAUGAUGUGGGGCUAUUGUAGUACCUCUCUAGACUUACAGUGAUAUUCAAUUUGCAUUUAAUUAACUUCUUUUGGGCCACAACUUACAAUCAAAUUUUAGAGCUUACCUGUACAGUAAUCUUAACAUAAAUGUCUUUUUUCUGCAUGAUACUAAAGGUGCAUUAUGUAAGAUUUAGAUAAAGGGAUGACUAUUCUCGCUAUAAUAGUUUAAAAAUAAAUAAUCGAAAAUGAAUAUACUGAAGAUUUCAGUCAAAUUACUUUAUUCUGAAUGAAGUUAUGUAUGUUUGAAGUUUUGAAAAAAAAAAUAGAUUAGUCUCGAUUGUCAUUGCUACGAUAGUAAAGUCAUGAUUUUCCAAUGGUCUAAUCCAAUUAAUGUCAAACCAUACGAUGGUAUAGAGAGUUGAUUAAGGGCUUGUCACCGAAUAAAUGUUUAAAUAAUAAUUUAUAUAACAUUUGAAGCCAGAAAAAAGACAUGCAAUAGGCAGAUUUAGGUCUAACAUAAUUCAUCUUUAAUAUUAAAUUGAAUUAACUUCUUUUGGCCCACAACUUAUAAAAAAAUGUUUUAGAGCUUACGUGUAGAGUAAUUUUAACAUAAUUGUAUUUUUUCUGCAAGGUAUUAAAACACAAAUGAUUUUAAUGGGAUAUAUCUAUAUGAUGGAACAAAUGUGAACAUUUUAAAAACAAAUCAAAGAAGGUAUAUUAUGUGAGUUUUAAAAGUAGAGACUUCCAAUCUAUACGUAAUACAGCUGUUAUCUCAUAUACUAGUGAUAUACUUCACUAACACAAAUAAAAAAUUAAGCCUAUUAUUUAUAUGUGUAUGUAAUUAUGAGUCAUCUGAUAAACGUGACAAGCUCGCUAUUGCAAGAUUACCGGUAUGGUUAUUCAAAUACUACUGAUGAUGUCGGUUUGGAAACUUAUUAAUGAUACUAGCAAAAUGUACAGAUUUGUUUUGCAGCAUCUACAAUCUGAAUGGCUGUUGAAAUAAAAUAUCUAUCUAUUUGAUGCUUGAUACAUACAUAUAAUUAUAACUAACAGGCUAUGAAAAACUGUCUAAAUGACAUGUGAAAGUUUAAAGAAAUGAAAUGAAAUGGGGUUUAAGGUCCUACUCUUCUGCCUCUAACCUGGGCUAAUGAAGACGGAUGUGAAAGUUUAAAUGGAGCAGAUAUAUAUUGUGGUGUUAGCUGCUGAAAUGUUGAACUGUUAAUGAGUUCUUAUAUUGUUAAUUAUUGAAUUUUUAUAUAGUAUAAGGUACAGUCAUAUUUUACAUGCCCUAUGUUUAUGGUAGACCAAUUUCCUGCAAACUAUUGAAUACAAAAGACAGUUUCUUUAUACAUUUAGUUAAAAAAAAAAUUUAAACAUCGAAAAACACAUAAGUCAAAAUAAAAGUUUAAUUGGGUUGAUUAAUGAUGGGGCAGACAUUGUACAAUUAAUUUUUUUUUUGUUUGACAGAUCAAGUCUGAUUAUUUUUUAGUUUCAUAUUAUCACACCAAUCAGCAGUGAGUACAGUCACUGAUAAGGGAUGACAUCAGUGCAGGUUAAAGAGCACGCAAUAUUAACUUUUUUCCGUCUGCAAAUUAAAUUCUAGAAUAUUUUUGGGAAGUAAUAGAAAAAUAAAUAAAGGUGUUUCAAGUAUAUCUUGAUAAAGAAUAUUUCCUAUUUAGUGUAAAUGAGUAAAAGGCACCAUUCUGAUGAACCAGUUCAAGUUAUGUAAACAUUCCACAAGCUAUUGAGCCAAUGAUCGACACUAUGUUAUGUGAUGUCAUUUGUAUGUUAGUUGUACACAUAUAGUAAAAUUUCAUCGGUCUAUUAUGUGAGAACAUGAGGUAUAUAGAAUAUGGCUGUACUGUAUUUGUUAAAAACUAUUGUACAGGGUAAAUAUAAUAUUCUCAUUAUCAUUAUAACAGAUAUCAUCAUAUAUAUAUUAACCCUGUUUAUGCACGAACUAGAUGCAAGAAAAUUUGUCGACAAUACUUAUGCCACUCUAUAGAGAACUUUUCAGUUUAUCCUGUGAACAUGCACCAUACCUUGUUCAUAUAAAAAAAAUCAGCUGUGAACAUGCUCCAUACCUUGUUCAUGUAAUCAACUAUGAACAUGCUCCAUACCUUGUUCAUAUAAUCAUCUGUGAACAUGCUCCAUACCUUGUUUAUAUAAUCAGCUGUGAACAUACUCCAUACUUUGUUCAUAUAAUCAGCUGUGAACAUGCUCAUAUCUUGUUGUUUACAUAAUCAGCUGUGAACAUGCUCCAUAACUUGUUCAUAUAAUCAACUGUCAAAGAUUGGAUUUUGUCUUCUUUUUUUUAGAUCAAAUUAUGUCUUUUAGACGUUUUAGAUCAAAUUAUGUCUUUUAGACGUUUUAGAUUAAAUUAUGUCUUUUAGACGUUUUAUUCAUAUUACCUAUGUGUCAUUAAAUUACAUUGAAUUAAUAUGUCAACAACAGCCAAAAGCUCAAUUAUCAUAGCAUCAUAAAGUUAAUUGGACAUCCAAGUAACGAAAAUAGCUGUUUAAUUUCAUGCUUGCCAUAUAUUCAUAUGUAAUUAUACAUGUAUGUAGAUUUGUAAUUAUUAAUGUGAGUUCAAUUGGAUGGUCAGUUGUUUUUCUGAACCAACAUCAAUCCUGUGAAUGUAUUUUUUUUAUGCCCAUUUUACAGUGGUAUGGUCACAGCAAUUGUACACUGUUUAAGAAUAGCCCAACAUGUUUAUAAAGUUUUGCAGGUAUGGCACGUGCCCUUGGUGUUACUUGAAGGGCUGCCACUGAGAUGUACUGGCAGUAAGACAAUUUCUCCUUCGUAAGCUAGGGAAGUAGUCUAGAAACUGAAAAAACUUACUUUGACCACAUCAUAGAUAGACCAAUUUGCAUUUUGUGAAAGCAAGGAAGGUGAAAUUGUAACCUUUAUUUUUGUGCCAUGAUUUUUUAGUUGAAAGCUUUACAAAAUUGACUUGUAUUUAUGAGCUUAUUUAAUGGUAAAGUUAUCUAAAAAAAACCCACCAAAAUGGAUGUCAGAUGUUAAGACAGGAGAGCAAUUCCCGUGCUUGCCAUAGGAGAUAUUUUCCGCAGAUAUGCCACUGGUCAAAUUAGUAGAAUAUUCAUUCCAUUAUGGCAUUGUACUGUUGUCAUUCCAUCAUAGGACUAUAUAUUAUGCAAGAUGUCUUAUACUAUAUUUAUAUAUGUCUCUUAUUAUGAUUAUUGGUGCAAAUUCUAUAUUAUGUUAUAUUUUUAAAGAAAAUAUUCCAUUAUUUAUAUUACAUAAAAAUAAAAGGCAUUGUGCUCAAAUGAUACUAAGACAAUGGGGAAUUAGGAUUUUGUUUUAUCUUUAUAAUAGAGCAUAUAAUUAUUACUCACAAAAUUAUUGCUAAUUUUGAACUUUUUAAUAUUACAUCAAAUUAUUGCUGGGUGGCAGUGUCUAUACUCCAUAAGUUUGCCUAUAAAUAUAUCUUGAACGUAAUCAAACAAGAUAAUAAAUAAAACAUUUGCUCAAUACUAUUUCUUUUUACACAAUGGCAUCAGACAAUUUUAUGACUGGGAUGGCAAAAUAACCCAAGUGAUAAUGUUUUAAAUUACAUAUUUUACUUUGAGAAUUUGUAGAAGAAAAAGUGAAAUUUUUAAAAUGUUAUUCAUGAAAGUUUACACCUUUGAUUUAGGCCAAAAUAAAGUAUUAAAUUGUGCUGACAGAUGUUAUUUCGAUUUCAUUUUCACUGCAAAAUAUUAAGCAGAAGUCGGCUUGUUUACUAAUUUUAACUGAAUUAUUGGGUUACCGUGUUGACAGGGGAACACAAAAUUGAUUAUAUCUCAAUUCUGGCUUUGUCUUUGGAUGUACAAAAUUAUUAAAAUGGAUUGUAAUUCAAAAGUCAGAAUAUUAAGAAAGUUUAUUCACAAUGGCAACCAGUAGUAAUGAUUUUAUGAGAUUAAAUUUCUUGUUAAUAAGCCCCCCAAAAUCUUUUGUGAAUUAGACAUGCCAUAUUAUUGUUGUAUAUAGUUUAUAAUAUAUAAAAUGAAUUAGCCAUAUGAACAACUUUUAAUUAUUUUAUAGACUGAAAUUUAUAUAAAAGGGGAAAAUUUACCUAGAACAAAGAAAUAAAAUGUGAUUGCCAAAUUAAUUUUAACUUUUAUAACAGCUCUUAUCUACGUUUUUUUUACAACCUGCCAUUUUGUCAAUAAUAGUUUUGUUUGAUAUUUUAUAACAAAUAUAUUAAGAAAGGUGUGGGGAAGCAGUAUGGCCUUUUAAAGGGAAAUAACCUUGUUGUUCCCAGAAAGUAGAACUACUAUUAGUAUGAUUAAUGUAUGUGCAGUGUAAAAUCAUAUAAGAAAAAAGAAAGAUGGCUAACACUCACACUCUUCUAAUUUGGUGCCAUAUAUGCAAAAUAACAUUUUUCUCAAAGUUUCAAUAUACAUUCCAAAUUAAUAAUUAUGAAAGUUGAUUAAAAAUAUGGAAAGGUUGUAAAGAGAGUAAUAACUGUGAAAUAAAAGGUGCCUUUUGUUUUGUUUUUUAAGUGCUUCCAGUAUUAAUAAUGAUAAUAAAUUUAUGUUUGAUAUAAAUAUAUAUAUUAUAUUCUUAUACACAUGUGUAUGAUUGUAUGACAGUGUAUGAUAGAGUAUUAUUAGUGUGGUAUGAUGGUGAAUGAUUGAAUUUACAAUAUAUGUGUAAUUAUUUUUUAUCAUAUAAACUAUCUAUAUUAUGUAGAAAAUAUUAUAUUUUAUGAUUUUAGAGUGGGUAUAUUAGUUACCUAAAAGAAAUCAUGAAUUUAAAGUGGAAGUGCCUACAUUUAUUUUUUUUAAAGAUCACUAUAAAUAAUGUGCCUUUGGUUGCAGCUAAGAUAAAGGCAAUACCUCAUUCUAGUUAAAUUUAUCAGACUAGUUUAUAUGAAAUGGAUAUAACCGCUAUACCACCCAGUAUCCUAGCAAAAUAUUAUGCUUUGCCACAAUUUACCACAGUGGUCAGCUGUUUGUUUAUUUUUAAAUAGACUGUAACUGGGUCACUGGGUGUAUGAUAUUUAAAUCAGGGAGACAUAGAUUCAUCAGUAAAUGAUAUUACUUGAAUUCAGUGUAAUUAAACAGUUUCUUUUUUAGUCAGUUUGAAAUCUGUCACAUUCUAUUUUAUGCAAAUAACAAAAUGUCUGUGAAACUAAGCCUUCUUACACCAAAGAGAGUUCUGUCCUAGAUGAUAUUUGUGCCAUUUGAGUAAAUAUAGAUAUUUUAGCUUUUAGCAUAAAGAAUUACACCAUAUGAUUGGUCAUUAAUAGAGCUCAGUUUAUAUAUGCCCUCAAUUUUCUGGAUGUAUGUUGUCUUUGCCUCUAUCUAUCUGUCUUCCAGAGUUAGUGUCCUUUACCAUUAGAAUCUUGCGAACACUCUUACAAUAUCAGUUAUCAUAUGAUCAGCUUGAAAUUUAUAUGCAUCAUACAGAUUAUUGAGACUAUUGGAUAUGGAAUUUCUACAGUGUUUAUUAAUUACAGCUAUAAAUCUUUCUUCCUUUGUAGAAUCUUGUGAAUGCUCUAGUAACAAAAUUUAUCAUCCAGUCUGUUUGAAAACUAUAUGCAUAUGGACUACUGGAGUUAUUGCACUUGAUUUAAGUCAUAGAUUUUUAUUUUCAAUUGACCGAUGAUAUUUUACCAUAAGAAUCACAAUGCAACAACCUUAUUUAUGGAUUGCUUGGAUGACUAAGCUGCUGUGGGUGUAUGUUCAUUGUCUGACAACCUGUCUUUAAAUAUUUAAAUGAAUUAAAGGUCCUAUAAACUAUAAUAUCAUCUCAGAUAAAUGUACAUGGAAGAAAAGCAAAUUGUAAGAGAUUAUUUAUUUGGCACUUCUUCUUUAAAAGAAUUGUUUAUAUAUGUGUGAUUUAUCCACCUUUGUACAUAUCCCUAGUUCAUUAUGAGCAAAAUCUUAAUUAAACCAAAUUACUGUGGUAGGCCAAAUUCGCCAACUGACCAACUGCCUACUUUAGUGUGCUAGUUAGGAAUUACCACAAAUUCUUAUAAUUUUAUUGUUAUAAGCCAUUUUAGACUGCUUUAAAUAUCAUAUAACAUAGCUAAAUUACAAUCAUUAAAGGGUGUUGUUUGUUAUUAAGUAAUAUUCAGGUAGCUAAUUAGAAAUGCUUAUGAAAUAGAAUGAAAUGGACAUAAAUAAUUACCAAUGGAUAUAUGGGUUGAGUUUGUAAUUUAUGAUGAUUUAAAGUAAAAUUAUGUCCAAUAUAUAUAUAUAUAUAUAUAUUCAUAUACACUGCAUGUAGAUAAGUAUAUAUAUAAUCAGUGAGAAGUUUCUGAAAUUUAAUUUAAUCUGUUUUACUUGUAUACUUUGCUGAUCAUUUUUUUAAAAAAAUUGUUUCAGCUUCUCUGUAAGGCUAUCAGAUGUUUGGUCGGAACAUUUUAUUGGGAUUUACAGGAUUAAAUUGUCUUUUAUAUUAACAAUUUCUCUAGUAUUUUCUGAAGGAAUCUGCUUGGAUGGUACACACAACACAUCUUGUUUUUGACCAUAUCAGGAAGUUUUUAUCAAAUUUAUUUUUUUGUUUUUUGCCCUGUAGCCACCCAAAGUAAUAUUUGGGUGUGUGCAUCUGUAAUUCUGUUACCUGUUUAUGAGAAGCACAAAUAUAAUUAAUCAUAUCAAAAUAAUGAAAGAAUUUGUAUAUAAAUUAUUAUAUGUCAACUAUAUUCUAUAUUUAACUUUGACAUGAACAGAUCAUUUUAAACAAUAAUAAAACAGUUUUUGUAAA